Molecule: messenger RNA, 2623 nt
Organism: Ictalurus punctatus (channel catfish)
Lineage: Eukaryota; Metazoa; Chordata; Actinopteri; Siluriformes; Ictaluridae
Exons: 2
Coding region: 1348-2085 (245 amino acids)
Source: RefSeq, a predicted model, not a curated record
UCCCACAGACUCCAUUUCCCAUAACCACGCACCUGGAACUGAUUACUACCACACCUGUUUCUCAUCGGACUCUCUAUUUAAGACUCACUCUCAUACCCGCUCACUGCAAAGUCUUGGUUUGUCCUUGCUAACAUUACUGAGUGUUUACCAAUUGUUUUCUCUACAUGUGUUUGACCCUUGGACUGUUUAUUCUGUUUAUUGGUCCUUCGCUGCCUGCCCUGACUGUUUUGCCUGUUUUGCCUGUUUUGCCUGUUUAUUGACUGCUAUUUUGUGGCAGCACUAGACGGAUGCCCCCUGGGAGUCGGACACAUUCAUUAUGCCGAUCAGAACAUCUCCUCUCAAGUCAGAACGCUGCACACUGAGUUGAGCAGCCUGUAUGUAAUACAAUCUCCUCACCACCCACUCAUCCUAGGACUGCCCUGGCUACAGAAACAUGACUCCCAGGUCUUGUGGAGGGAGAAACAUAUCAUCAGAUGGAACAAGGCCUGCAUCACCUCCUGCUCACACUGUCUGAGUAGAGCCACCUGUACUCCCCAGUCUGCCUCCUGAGUACUCAGGCCUAGCUGACGGCUUCAGCAAAACCAAAGCUGCACAACUUCAUCAUCACCCAAGCAACUGGAGGAACUCUACAAGGGCUUUAUCAGACCUUCAGCCUCACCAGCAUCAGCCAGGUUCUUCUUUGUGAUCAAGAAAGAUGGAGGACUCUACCCAUGUGUCAAUUAUAACAGUCUGAAUGAAAUCAAAGUCAAGUUCUGGUUCCCUCUGCCUUUGGUUCCAGCAGCCCUCGAACAUCUCUGCAGAGCCAGGUAUUACACAAAACUUUCAUAAGGGUGAUGAGUGGAAGAUGGCUUUCUCUACCAGCAUGGGGCACUACAAAUACCUCAUCAUGCCAUUUGGGCUGGUCAAUAGUCCAUCCAUGUUCCAGGCCUUCAUCAAUGACAUCUUCCCAGACAUGCUUAGUGGCUAGGUCAUUGUAUACAUUGAUGACAAUCUCAUCUAUUCAGAACCCUAUGAGGAACAUGUCAAGCACUUUUGAGCCAUCCUACAGCACCUCAUUGCUCAUCAGCUGUAUGCCCAAAUUGAGAAGUGCGAAUUCCAUCAAAUGUCGAUAUCCUUUCCAGGCUAUGUAUUCAGUACUGAAGGCAUGGUGAUGGAGCAGAACAAGAUAAGGGCAGUGUUAACAUGGCUACAACCCACCAUGAUCAAAGAACUGAAAUGUUUUCUAGGCUUUUCUGACUUUUAUAGACGUUUUAUCAGAGGUUCAGUACUGUCACUGCACCGCUUACCUCAAUGAUAAAGAAGGGGGGCUCUUGACUCUCCUGACCCCAGCAGCCAUCAAGUCCUUUCAUGCCCUCAAGGCCCGUUUCUCCUCUGCACCCAUUCUUCAGCAUCCCUGCCCGGAUCUCCCAUUCACUGUUGAGGUGGAUGCUUCCAACACUGGCAUCAGAGCUGUUCUCUACCAAAGCCGUGGGGCUUCCCCCUUCUCGUGUGUACUUCUCCCACGAGCUCAGUGCCGCUGAACAGAACUAUGACAUCAGAGACUGGGAACUAUUGGCCAUGAAGGCAGCAUUCGAAGAGUGCUUCACAUCCCUUCCUUCUGCUAACAGAUCACCAGAACUUAGAGUACCUGCACACCCCAGACAGGCUAGAUGGCUGCUCUUCAAGCGUUUUGACUUCACAAUUACCUACUGCCCUGGUUUAAAGAAAGUCAAGGCCAAUGCUCUGUCCCGCCAACAUGAACUCCCAAAACAGUGUCAGACCAAAGAGCCCAUUAUACCACCCACUAUUAUCAUUGCCACAGUACAAUGUGACAUAAUGAGUGAAAUAGCCAACACUCAGACUCAUGACCCACUGCCCCCUGACAAGACCCAUGUUCCUCUCUUGCUCCAUAAGAAGGUCAUCCACUGGGUCUACUGCUCCCUCAGCUCUGGUCAUCCUGGAAUUGCAGCUACCUGCCAGUUAGUAGGCACCUGGUUUUGGUGGUCCACUCUGCAGACUGAUAUCAUUAACUACAUUCAGAACUGUCCUCUUGCAACAUCAGUAAGUCAACUAGAUGACUCCCCGCUGGGCUACGACAACUGCUAACCACACCUCAAUGCCCAUGGUCCCACAACACCAUAGAUUUCAUGACAGACCUUCCAGUUCCUCAGGGUCACACUGCCAUACUCACCGUUAUCGACUGCUUUUCCAAAGACUGCUUUCGAAUUCCACUGCCAAAACUACUCACUGCUUUCAAAACUGUGGAACACCUAUGUAACUACAUAUUGAGACUCUACAGCCUACCAGAAGAUAUUGUCUCCGAACGAGGGCCGCAGUUCACCUCUUAUGUUUGGGCUGCCUUCUUCAAGCAACUCAACAUAAAUGUCAGCCUUACCUCGUAUAUCACUCACAAGCCAAUGGUCAAACAGGAUGCCUAAAUCAAGAAGCCACCCACUUUCUCAGGGCCUGCUGUAACCAGAACCAGUCUGACUGGAGCUGCUGCCUGUUCUGGGCAGAAAAUGCCCAGAAUUCCCUCUGCAAUCCUGCAACAGGCCUGACCCCUUUCCAGUGUGUGGCUUCCAACCUCCCCUAUUCCCCUAGUCAGGGGAGCCCAGUUUUCCUUCAGGAUAGCAGCAGUCAGGAG